AUGAUUUAUGUCAUAGUUAUGAGUUGCUCAGCAGCGGCCAAAGUUGACUAUGUACACAUCCCUGAUACAUGCAGCAAGCUACACCCAGACCGUGGUACACCACCCAGACCGUGGUACACCACCCAGACCGUGGUACACCACCCAGACCGUGGUACAACACCCAGACACCACCCAGACCGUGGACACCACCCAGACCAUGGUACACCACCCAGACACCACCCAGACCGUGGUACACCACCCAGACCGUGGUACACCACCCAGACACCACCCAGACCAUGGUACAACACCCAGACCGUGGUACACCACCCAGACCGUGGUACACCACCCAGACCGUGGUACACCACCCAGACCGUGGUACACCACCCAUACACCACCCAGACCGUGGUACACCACCCAGACACCACCCAGACCGUGGUACACCACCCAGACACCACCCAGACCAUGGUACACCACCCAGACCGUGGUACACCACCCAGACCGUGGUACACCACCCAGACCGUGGUACACCACCCAUACACCACCCAGACCGUGGUACACCACCCAGACACCACCCAGACCGUGGUACACCACCCAGACACCACCCAGACCAUGGUACACCACCCAGAUCGUGGUACACCACCCAGACCGUGGUACACCACCCAGACCAUGGUACACCACCCAGACCAUGGUACACCACCCAGACCGUGGUACAAGACCCAGACACCUCCCAGACCGUGGUACACCACCCAGACCGUGGUACACCACCCAGACCAUGGUACACCACCCAGACCGUGGUACACCACCCAGACACCACCCAGACCAUGGUACACCACCCAGACCGUGGUACACCACCCAGACAACACCCAGACCAUGGUACACCACCCAGACACCACCCAGACCGUGGUACACCACCCAGACAACACCCAGACCAUGGUACAUCACCCAGACACCACCCAGACCAUGGUACACCACCCAGACCAUGGUACACCACCCAGACCAUGGUACACCACCCAGAACGUGGUACACCACCCAGACACCACCCAGACCAUGACCCCUAAACCACACGUACAGACCCCUAAACCACACGUACAGACCCCUAAACCACACGUACAGACCCCUAAACCACACGUACAGACCCCUAAACCACACGUACAGACCCCUAAACCACACGUACAGACCUCUAAACCACACGUACAGACCCCUAAACCACACGUACAGACCCCUAAACCACACGUACAGACCCCUAAACCACACGUACAGACCCCUAAACCACACGUACAGACCCCUAAACCACACGUACAGACCCCUAAACCACACGUACAGACCCCUAAACCACACGUACAGACCCCUAAACCACACGUACAGACCCCUAAACCACACGUACAGACCCCUAAACCACACGUACAGACCCCUAAACCACACGUACAGACCCCUAAACCACACGUACAGACCCCUAAACCACACGUACAGACCCCUAAACUACACGUACAGACCCCUAAACCACACGUACAGACCCCUAAACCACACGUACAGACCCCUAAACCACACGUACAGACCCCUAAACCACACGUACAGACCCCUAAACCACACGUACAGACCCCUAAACCACACGUACAGACCCCUAAACCACACGUACAGACCCCUAAACCACACGUACAGACCCCUAAACCACACGUACAGACCCCUAAACCACACGUACAGACCCCUAAACCACACGUACAGACCCCUAAACCACACGUACAGACCCCUAAACCACACGUACAGACCCCUAAACCACACGUACAGACCCCUAAACCACACGUACAGACCCCUAAACUACACGUACAGACCCCUAAACCACACGUACAGACCCCUAAACUACACGUACAGACCCCUAAACCACACGUACAGACCCCUAAACUACACGUACAGACCCCUAAACUACAUGCAGUAUGA
Molecule: messenger RNA, 1914 nt
Organism: Salvelinus fontinalis (brook trout)
Lineage: Eukaryota; Metazoa; Chordata; Actinopteri; Salmoniformes; Salmonidae
Exons: 2
Coding region: 1-1914 (637 amino acids)
Biological process (GO): regulation of RNA splicing
Cellular component (GO): nucleus; cytoplasm
Source: RefSeq, a predicted model, not a curated record